AUGAGCGGCUUUAAAAGCGUCGACACCAUAACGGAUGACUUCCCCAACGACGGGAAAGCCGCCAACUGUUCUCGUCUCGAUGAUGACAAACAGCACCACUCUCGGACGUUACUCAUCGACAAUUACGACUCGUACUCGAACAUUCUCGCGCACGUCAUCGCCGAGUGUCAAGAUAAUAGUUCUCUUCCUCUGACGGUAAGGAACGACGCCAUUUCUGUCUCAGAUAUUCGGUUUCUCGUGAAGGAGCACUUAAUCGACCGAAUCGUCAUCUCCCCGGGGCCGGGGACGCCGUCGAGCGGCAUUUGCGAUUCGGGCGUCGUGGAUGCGUUGUUAAAUGCAAAAGACGAACUCGUUCGAGGAGUGCCAAUAUUUGGCGUCUGUUUUGGGUUCCAAGCGAUCGCGUUUCGAUACGGGUGGGAUGUCGUCCGCGCGAGACAUCCGAAGCACGGGGAAGUGUCCGAGGUGACAGUUAAAGAAGAAGAAGACAAAGAAGAAAGUCGUCGAGGAGGGUUGUUGUUUAAGGGCGUGCCGAGGGUGUUCAACGCGACGAGGUAUCACUCGCUCGAGGCGUUGUUCCCUGGGAAAAGGAAGGAGGCGGAGAAGGAAGUGAGAGGAGAAGAAGAGCUCGUGGCGUUGGCGUGGGCGGAUGUCGUCGAGAGCGAGAAAGAAAACGGAGGAGGAGGAGGAGGAGGAGAGGAAGGAGGGACGGUGAUGGCGCUGAGGCAUAAGGUGUAUCCGCAAUACGGCGUUCAGUUUCACCCGGAGUCUAUUUGUACCGAGCCGCACGGGAAAACAAUCGUGAAGAAUUUCAUGGACAUCGCGGACGCCUAUUGGAAAGAGAAGAGAGGCGAGAUGGAAGAGGAAGAAGAAGGGAAUGAAACAACAACAACAAUAAGCGAGGAACGGAAGACUGUCUUGAUGAAGCUCGUAAACGCUUCGAGGGAGACACAGGAUAAGAAGAGUAGCAACAAAAGUAGUAACAAGAAACAGAAGAAAAGCGCGUACAGAUUACACGCCCGAGAAGUUUCGCUUCUCGAUUCGCCCACGCGCUCUGAAGAUGUGUUCAGGACGUUAUUUAGCGAUAAGAAAAAUGCAUUUUGGCUGGAUUCUGCUACCGCAGACGGUAGUAGUGGUACUAACGACAGCAACGGCGACAACGACACGCCGCGAGGGCGAUUUAGUGUCAUGGGGUGCCAAGGUGGUCCUCUGUGGCGACGCGUAGAAGCGCGAAUGAACGGCAAACUGGUCGUCAUGAAUAACCAAGACGAAAUCGUGAAAAGUUAUCAUCACGGAGGAAACGGCAGCAUUCUAGAAUACAUGGACGAAGAGUUGAAGAGAUUUAACGUCUCCGAAGAGAAUUUUGCCACGUGCAUCGUGGACGAGGUGAACGCGGUGAAGGAUGGGGAAAGCGUGAAAGGGCUACCAGAGGCGUUGCUUUUCGCGUGCGGCUUCGUUGGUUCGCUGUCGUACGAAACGCGCGAGGAGUGCGAUUCGCCCAUUUUCUUUGCAAACGACUCGUCGAGUAAUAGUAAUACUAUGGUGAAAGCGGCGUUAUAUUUCGUAGACCAAGCGGUUGUCGUCGACCACGAGAAGAAGAUGGUGUACGCGAUGACGCUCACCGAAGAUGGACCGGAAACGGAGGAUCUCUUCGAGGCGUUGGAAUGGCUCGCGACCACAACUCUAGAUAUUAAUCGGAGCCUUCUGAAUAAAGUGAAACACGUCGCCGACGAGAUGCCGAAGAAGACGGUGGUGACUCAAAACUGCACGCAGUUAGCAGAGUCUAUUGGAUUCAAAUGGCGCGACGAUAAAGAGGAGUACAUGGAGAAAAUUAAAACGUCGCAAGAACGCAUUUUAGACGGACACACGUACGAAGUUUGUCUGACGAAUGCGUUAACGCGCAGAGAUGUGGGUGCAUACAAACAAACCCGUCACCUGUAUCGAGAGUUGUAUUACGCUUUGCGCGAACGCAAUCCAGCGCCGUAUGCGGCUUUUUUUGACUUUUCAAACGGCGCGGGCGAAGAGAAGGCGCAUUUUUCGGACAUGUACGUGUGCUGCGCCUCGCCCGAACGAUUUUUACGGUGCGACCAAAAUGGCAAUUUGGAAGCGAAACCUAUUAAAGGAACCAUCGCGCGCGUGGAACCGCUCGGGUGUGCAGAAGACGUCAAAGCUGUGCGCGAUUUACAAACGUCCGUGAAGGACAACGCGGAAAAUUUGAUGAUUGUGGAUCUCUUGCGAAACGAUUUGUCCUUGGCGUGUGAGGUGGGCACGGUGAAAGUACCGGGUUUGUUAAAGAUUGAGAGUUAUCGAACGGUGCACCAACUCGUCUCGACGGUGGUCGGGACGUUACCGUCGACGUCCUCUGGUGAAAAUCAUGCAGAAGGCAACGCCGACGACGACGACAAAAGGAUUUCGCCCAUUCGCGCGUUUCAGUUCGCCUUUCCUCCCGGCUCCAUGACUGGCGCGCCGAAAUACAGAACCACGCAAAUCAUACACGAACUCGAAAACGAACAACCCCGCGAGAUGUACUCCGGGAGCGUCGGCUUUUGGUCCUGUCGCAACAAAGCCUUCGACGCGAACGUGGUCAUUCGUUCGGUCACGUAUAAAGACGGCGAAAUGAAAAUCGGCGCCGGCGGCGCCAUCACGCGUUUGAGCGACCCGCUCGAAGAGUGGGGAGAAGUUGAACUAAAAGCCAGACGGAUCGUAGAAACAGUCGCGGAAGUAGAGAGGAAAUUAGAGAGAGAGAGAGAGAUUAAAGAUUACUCUUCUUACGCGUAG
Messenger RNA from Bathycoccus prasinos, 2775 nucleotides. RefSeq names its product para-aminobenzoate synthase, subunit I. The record is from RefSeq and is a predicted model, not a curated record. The coding region runs from base 1 to 2775 and encodes 924 amino acids. Lineage: Eukaryota; Viridiplantae; Chlorophyta; Mamiellophyceae; Mamiellales; Bathycoccaceae. Gene Ontology annotation, biological process: L-tryptophan biosynthetic process. The transcript has a single exon.